This is a messenger RNA of Mangifera indica (mango), 2312 nucleotides long. RefSeq names its product protein PHYTOCHROME KINASE SUBSTRATE 1-like. The record is from RefSeq and is a predicted model, not a curated record. Gene Ontology annotation, biological process: phototropism. The coding region runs from base 501 to 2135 and encodes 544 amino acids. Lineage: Eukaryota; Viridiplantae; Streptophyta; Magnoliopsida; Sapindales; Anacardiaceae. The transcript has a single exon.
AAAUUCAAGCAAGCAACCAUAUUUGGAUUUAAUUUUUAUUUGCGGGUGUGUACUUCUACAAUGGCAGUUUGUUCUUAUUUGAUUGGAAGUGUUGUUGUUUCUUGAAUUAUGCAAACUAAUGAGUACAUAUAUCCUGUAUUAGGUGAAUAAUCUUGUAGAAUCAUAUGAUGGCAACUUCAAUUUCUUGACUUGCCAUUCACAUUGAUUUGUACUUUUGUCCUCCAACACCUCCAAAUGAAUGGCAGAGAUCUGACCUUAUUUGUUGGCCAUUUGUUUGCCACGCUGUCCAUACAGUAAGCAGAUCUUUAUUUUGAGAUAAAUUCUCCAGUAAUCAAAUUUAGUUAGGGUAUGAAACCCACAUGAGACUUCUCCUAGUGAGAAUAAAAAUGCCUUGCUUUCAAGCAUGUAGGACCUUGUACUCCUAAUGGCUUGCUUUCAGGCAUGUAGGUCCUUGCACACUUAUUAUUGUACAUGCAGCCUUAAAAAAUUACUUAUAUAGAAUGGUUCUUAGGAAGCCAAAUGAUCUCCAAGCCUCAGUAUCAAAAGUUUUUCCUUUAUACAAGUUAUUUGCACCUUUUUGUGUUUGUCCUGCCCACACUACCUCACAAAAGUUCCUCUCUCAUUCAAACAUUUCUUGUCAAGUUUGUUUUCUUUAUUUCCCACUGUUGCUUGUCAUCUCAAAUUUCUCAACCUCGAAAAUCUGGUUGGUUUCUUGUAAAUUAACCAUAACGAUGGACAGUGGAAAGAACAUUAACAAUCUUGGUGAAGUCUCAUUUUCUUGUUACCUUGGCACAGCAGAAGAGAAAUAUAUACAGAAGAUUACAGAAUCGGUUCAGUAUCCGCAUCAUUCAAUCACUUCAAGCCCAGACCUUCCCUCUUUGAUAACCUUGGAAAGAAGCAAGUCUGGAGACGGUGAAAUUGGCGUCUUUGAAGCUCAGAAAUACUACAACAUGAGAUUAGAUGAUGGUCCAGUUAUUAUUGAUACUGCAACUACUCAUGAUCAUGGCUACAGGAAAGGAAACCAGGUUGAACUUCUCCGUGUUAAAACAAAGAGCAGGCCAGGGACUCCAAGUGUGACUUCUGAAGCAAGUUGGAAUAGCCAAACUGCUCUAUUGCCAACAUAUCAGAGAAGCCUACCUCAAGCUCAAAGUAAGCCUAAAAGGGUACAUGGAAAGAGUGGUCUUUUCUCUGGUUUUAGCUGCCAUGGAUCUUGUACUGAUAAAAAAUCAGUUUAUGUUAGUCCAAAUGUUGAGCAUGCUGAGACAGUUCAGGGAAGAGAUCACAGAAAAGAAGCUACUCAAAUUGUUCUUAGUCCUAACAUGUUGGAUGGUGGAAAGCUGAAACCGAGAUUGAAGGUGAAAGAUGAGUUUCAUAAGCCAAGUCAUGAAAAGACGAGAAGUAGUAUUACUAGCGUGGAAUCAAACAAAGAAGAGAUUGUUGCGAUCCCAGUUGCAAAUUCUGCAGUGAAAAACCUGGCCAUUAAAAGACAGUUGGCAAAAGAUAGAAUCAUAGAAGAAGAAGAAUCACGAAAAUCGCUAGAGGUGUUCGGUUCUCAUACACUAAAAAAGGGGGUAAUUGAAAUGAACCUUGACAGGAAACUUUCUAUGUUAAGUUGGGAUGCAAUUCCAAAGACACUAAAACUCCCAACUUCUUCAUUGAGGAGCCAAGUGUAUGAAGAUAUAGACAGUGAUGGUAGCUCUGAUCUAUUUGAAAUAGAGAACAUAUCAGGCAGUGGACAGGCAUUGUUCACAGGGGGAACAUGUGAUGGUGUAUCUGGCUGCAUGUCUCCAACUCCUUAUGCACGAAGCGAGACCAGCAUUGAGUGGAGUGUUGUCACUGCAAGUGCUGCUGAUUUCUCAGCUAUCUUGGAUUAUGAUGGAUCAAAACUUACAGAAAAUUUUAAUGCUAGUCCUGACGCAAUUCAAGUUGCCAAAACCAAAUUCAUGGUGGAGAAGGAUUCACAAAGUGGUGGUUCGGGCAAACUACUCAGUUGCAAGAGUCAUAAAGCAGUUAGAGUUGCUGAAAAUGCUUACAGAACUAGUGAGAAGGCCAAGUUUCAUCCACAACAACCUCAAAGAUCAGUUAACCACAUGCCAGUAUGUAAGGUACAAGCCAACAUCGAUGAAAGGUUUUGAUUUCCCAUUAGCAAAAAAGACAGCAUGGCUUUUGCCUAAGUGAAGGUGAAGCAUUACUUUCUGCUUACUUGAAGCAGCAGUGUGUGAUGGAAGGUGAUUUGGUGAUAACUGAUCUGAAAAUUUUCAUUUCGAUUUCAAUUUUCAGAUAAUAAAUGCAAUAAAGCUUAAUAUGAAGUA